UCCCGGUGGCCGAGUCCAGCCGGCUCCCUGCUCCGGGGUCCCUCGUGCCCUGUGUCCCCUCCGCCUCACCCGACGGCGACAUGAAUGUCCCGACCUCCGUCCUGGAGUCUGGAGGCCGGCGCUGGGGACCCUUGCUCCUCGCGUUUUUCCUGGCUGCGUCCCGAGGUCUGGUGGCAGCCUUCAAGGUAGCAACGCCAUACUCCCUGUACGUGUGUCCCGAGGGGGAGAACAUCACCCUUGCCUGCCAGCUCCUGGGCCCUGUGCCCAAAGGGCAUGAUGUGAGCUUCUACAAGACGUGGUUCCGCAGUUCACGGGGUGAGGUGCAGGUGUGCUCAGAGCACCGGCCUAUCCGCAAUGUCACCCUCCAGAACCUUCAUCCGUACCACGGAGGCCACCAGGCCUCCAACACCAGCCAUAACCUGCUCCAGAGCCACGGGCUGGAGACAGCCUCUGACCACCAUGGCAACUUCUCCAUCACCAUGCGGAACCUGACUGUGCAAGAUGGCGGCCUCUAUUGCUGCCUGGUAGUGGAGAUGAGACAUCGCCACUCAGAGCACCGGGUCCAUGCAGCCAUGGAGCUGCAAGUGCAGAAAGGCAAAGAUGCCCCCUCCAAAUGCAUCACAUACCCGUCCUCCCCCGAGGAGAGUGACAACAUCACAGCUGCAGCCCUGGCCACGGGCGCCUGCAUCGUGGGCAUCCUCUGCCUCCCGCUCAUCCUGCUGCUGGUCUACAAGCAGAGGCAGGUGGCCUCCCACCGCCGGGCCCAGGAGUUGGUGCGGAUGGACAGCAGCAGCCCCCAAGGAAUUGAAAACCCUGGCUUUGAGGCUCCUCCAUCCUCCCAGGGAUUGCCCGAGGCCAAGGUCAGGCCCCCUCUGUCCUACAUGGCCCAACGGCAGCCUUCAGAGUCUGGACGGCACCUCCUCUCAGAGCCCAACACACCUCUGUCUCCUCCAGGCCCUGGAGACGUCUUCUUUCCAUCCCUAGAUCCAGUUCCGGAUUCCCCAAACUCUGAGUUCAACUAGAUCAGCUGAAGGACAGUGUGGGCAGGGGUGGGCUGUGUCUGGGACAGGUGCAUUUGAGCCAAGGCUGGCCUCCUUGGUCCCUUCCUUCCUGCUCUGAGCCUAGAUUCUGCCUUCCCCCUGAGGCCUAGGCAGGCCUCUCAUCUUUCUAGAUGCUACUCGAGGAUGGGAGAAGAUCUUGGGUUACUAAUCCUGUUCUUAAGGAUGCUGGGAUGCUGGUUCCUCCCUAGAGACCUGAAAUUCACCAACUACAGAUGCCAAAUGACCUAUAACCUAUGAAGUUCCAGAAUUUCCAGCUGUGCAGUAGCCUCCCUGCCUGGGACAGGAGUCUGGGGCCCUGGCAGCACAGAUGAAAUGAUGUAGGCACUGGGCAGGAUCCCCUAGUGCCACUUCAUAGACAAGAGACACAUACGACAAAAUGUGGAGACUCCUGCUGCUGUUGGCUGGCCUGGGUUCACUGUUUGUUGGCCUCAUUGCAUGUCUGAGCUCCCCAGCUGGGGUCUGUCUGGCUCUCACCAUAGGGCUUCCUCACAGUUUUCUACCAGCCAUCUGAGGCUUUACCAACAGAUAAGGCAAAUUUGGGGCUCCUAUCACCUGUAUUCUGUUUUCAAGCGUUCAGUGGCUAGAGGUAUAGGAAGUACAUAUUAGGGUCCACUGUGAGCCAACUGAUGUCUUGGGCAAUUUGAGGCCAGGCUUGAGGCAAGAGGUUGUGCCACCUGUUGUGGCUGGUAGAGAGGGAGGGUGGAGGGCAGAGAACAGAAGCGGCCCUCCUGCCCUCCCGCCUUACUACUCCACUGCCCAUGGUAGGGAACAUUCUAUGGAACUGCCACUCAAGGCUUUUAAAAGCAUGGGAGAAAAGAGUGGGGGGGGGGAGAAACAGGACAGGUGGGGAUGGCACUUGAGAGUGGAGAGGGCAAGGUGGGGCAAAUUGGCCUCUAACCCCCAGCGGGACCCAAGCCUGGCACACAGAGGUUAGAGUUUAAAUGAGAGCAUCUAGUCUCCUGGCACUGCUGAACCAAGCUUAGGUGUCAGAAACAGCACUGGGGCUUGGGCCAGAGCAGGCCAGAAGUCCAUCAGUACCUGGAGAUGAGAUGGAGGAGGGGGGAAAGGGUCUGAACAUUGUGGCCUCCUGCUGUGUCUGGGGUAGGGGAUGAGGUCUUGCAGAAUAAGUUCCAUUUUCUCCAUAGGGAUGAUACCUCCAAGUGGCCAGGACACCCACACCCUGGCUCCUGCUUUGUUCCUAGGAUACCCUCUUCUACUCCAUCUGCUUCCAUGGACACUCCAGCUGUCCUCCCAGCCCCUGGAGGGGCCCUGGGCAGGAGUAGGGAGGUGGCAGAUGUUGUGUGGCAGGACUGUACCAUCCCUAGGGUUGAAUGACAAACCCUACAUGCUACACUCAGGAAGUGUGGCUUGUCCCCCGGGAGAUGAACCUGAGCCCACCUCUCAGCUUUGGACUUUGAUGAAGAGACAACUUCUAAGAAUUUGGCUGCCAGCAUCCCCUCCACCCCAAAGCCUCUCUGCUGCUGUGGGGAGAGGGGAGGAGGCCCUAGCAGAACAGCUACCCCACUUCCUGCCGGGCUUCCUCGUGCACUGCACAGCUCUCCUCUUCUCUGGACCCUGCAAGUGAGCGAGGCUCAUUUUCGUGGUUUCCUGUUUUCAGUAAAAUUUACUGUGAGCUCCAGGCUCCAUCUUUAUCCUGGUCUGCCUGAAGCAGCCCCACAGAUAUCGCUGCUGCUGCUGCUGCUGCUGCUGCUGCUGCUGCUGUACAGGGGCUGCCUGCGAUGGUGGUGUCUCUGGGGGUUGUGACAGGAUGGGGACAGGCAUGAACAGGGAGCUUCCAAAGGCAGCAGGUGCCCAGAGCCUGGAAGCAACUUGCUCCUGGCACUGGUGGAGGCCCAGGAGGGAAGUCUGUACUUUAAGAGCUAGUUCAGUGUCCCUGUCUCCAGAUUUUCACAUUUUGAAAAGCUUUUCAGGGACUAGAAUCAAAGAUCCAUAAGUUUCUGAUGCCUGACAGGCCACAGGCCAUUGUGGUGACAAGCCCUCUGGUGGGCUUGCAAAGUCCCCUGGACUUUUUUCUUAAAAAAACAAAAC
Dipodomys ordii (Ord's kangaroo rat) is the source of this 3110-nucleotide messenger RNA. It is a transcript of the gene Vsir, whose product is annotated as chromosome unknown open reading frame, human C10orf54. Gene Ontology annotation, biological process: negative regulation of CD4-positive, alpha-beta T cell proliferation; regulation of immune response; positive regulation of regulatory T cell differentiation. Gene Ontology annotation, cellular component: plasma membrane. Bases 81 to 1022 code for a protein of 313 amino acids. Lineage: Eukaryota; Metazoa; Chordata; Mammalia; Rodentia; Heteromyidae. The transcript has 7 exons. The record is from RefSeq and is a predicted model, not a curated record.